This is a messenger RNA of Eublepharis macularius, 2369 nucleotides long. RefSeq names its product E3 ubiquitin-protein ligase TRIM7-like. The transcript has 7 exons. Gene Ontology annotation, molecular function: zinc ion binding; protein binding. NCBI's taxonomy places the organism in Eukaryota, Metazoa, Chordata, Lepidosauria, Squamata, Eublepharidae. The record is from RefSeq and is a predicted model, not a curated record. The coding region runs from base 222 to 1628 and encodes 468 amino acids.
CGCAUUUGUUGAGUACCAAGAGGCUGAUUGCGCCGCCCCAAUUCCUCUGUGGCCCUCUUAUCGCAUCGCCCUUCUCGGAAGCCAGUUCGUGCUAAAGGGGAACUCCUGGCUCCUCCCUACUCCAUCUGCUUUCCCAGCAAAACCGAGAUGCCUUUCCCAAUCUGCAGGCGGGGUAGGAGACGCAGUGAGAAAGCGAAAGUAGCCGGGCUGGGGCCGGAGCCAUGGCUUCGCAGAGCUCCAGAGAGCGGCUUCAGGGCGAAAUGACGUGCGCCGUUUGCCUGGACUUCUUCACUGAGCCGGUGAUUGUGGACUGUGGCCACAACUUCUGCCGCUCCUGCAUCACCCCGAGCCGGGCAAAGGCGCCCGCCGCCUGCCCCCAGUGCAGGGAGCCGAUCCAGGAGAGGAACUGGAAGCCCAACAGGCUGCUGGCCAACGUGGUGCAGAUCGCCAAAGAGUUGGAGCGGGAAGCGGAGCGGUGCUGCGAGAAACACCAAGAGCCGCUGAAGCUCUUCUGCAAGGAUGACAAAGCCCUCAUCUGCGUGGUGUGCGACAGAUCCAGGGAGCACCGCGAUCAUGUAGUGGCGCCUGUGGAAGAAGCUGCGGAGGAGUACAAGGUUUAUAUGUGCAGUUAUCUAGAGAAUCUGAGAAAAGAGAGAGAGAAAAUCCUGGCAUAUAAAACAGACUCAGAAAAAGAAAGUCAAGACUUGCUUAAACGAACUGAAGCAGAGAAACAAAAGAUAGUGGCCAAGUUCAGAGGGCUGCGGCAGUUUCUUGAAGAACAAGAAAACUUUCUGCUGGCUGAGGUGAAUGAGAUGAAAGAGGAGAUUGUAAAAAACAAGGAGGAGCACCUGGCCAGAAUCUCCAAGGAACUCUCUUCUCUAGAUGACAUCAUUCAGGAGUUGGAGGAGAAGUGCCAGCAGAUAGCGAGUGAACUCCUGCAGGAUGUUAGCAGCACCUUGCAGAGGUGUGAGCAGAAGCAAAUGUUUGAGGAUCUGGUCGUGUUUCCUCUACUAAAAUGGAAAGUAAAGGCAUUCUGUGAUAUCGAUCUUAUUCUGGAAAAUGUCGUGGAGAAACUCAAAGACACUCUGCCCUAUGAAAACUGGCUACAUAAAGAAGAUGUGACACUGGAUCCAGACUCUGCCCAUCCUCUGCUCCUCAUAUCGAAUGACCGGAAAUGUGUGACGUUAGGAGACAAACGGCAGCAUCUACCCACUACUAAUCGGAGAUUUGAUGACUGGCUGUGUGUACGGGGUGAAAGUAGUCUUAUAUCAUGGAUGUGCUACUGGGAUGUGGAGGUGGGGAAUGAAGAAGGGUGGGCAGUGGGCAUCUGUAGGGCUGAUACAGUUAUUAAAAAAAAUGAAUCCCUGGGACCUGAGACAGGAGUCUGGGCCAUUGGGAAAUGGAGUGGAACGUACCGAUUAGUCAAUUACCCCCACAAUCCUCCUUUGUCUUUAAGCGGGGAACCCAGAAGGAUCCGAGUAUUUCUGAACUGUAUGGGGAAGCAGGUGUCAUUUUUUGAUGCUGAUACAGCAGCUCUGCUCUACACUUUCAGAUUACAAACUUUGCAUCUAGUAUUCCAGCCUUUCUUUUGGCUUUUGAAGAAAUCCUAUCUCAGAAUCUGUCCAUGAGACGUGGAGAAGCAAAUCCCAAUUUACAAGUCCUGUCAGCCAAGCCCUCAGCAACUGCUACUUCUGUAGCAUGAAGUCUCAUUGUAGACCAAGCUACAGGUUUCAGCCUUGAGUCCCUUAUCAAAUUCUUCCAAUGCUCUUGUGGAACAGCCUUCUCUUGGUGUAACUAAGCUUCUUCGAAAAAGAGAAAUAAUGACAGGAAGAUCCAGUGAGAGGGAAUGCUUCACCAGUGGGUUAUGGGAAGGGACUCAAAUUUGAGGUGGGGGUGAGGUGGCUUGCCAAACACACUUCUGUUUACACAGUUAUUUUUUGUAAGAGGGCCAGUUGUUAAGGAGGUGCAGCCCCAAAUUUCUUUUGAGGAAAAAUAAUUUCUGUGUUUUAGAAUUAAGGCAUACAUAUUCUGAGAUUUAGCUGGGGAGAGGCUGUGCCUCAGUGGUAGAGCACCUGUUUUCCAUGCGGAAGCACUCACGGCCAGUCCUUGGCAUCUUUAAAUAAAAGCAUUGGGCAAUGGGUGAUGUCAGAAACUUCUCUCAAUACACUGAAUCAAACCAUUGGUCUAUUAUAGUCAGUUUUGUCAGCUCUGGCGGGCAGUUUUUCAGGGCAAGACAGCUUCAUGUGUAAUUUUUUAAGAAUACAUUUGGAGUGGUUGCAGUAAAGUUGAUUCUGCUGUGAAGUUGUCUUCUUAAUGUGUUUCAUUUUUCAUUUGCUCUGUGCCACCCUUACUAGGAUUUACAAAGGUUU